UAGUAAUCGAUGAAGUAACGAAUGAAGUUCAAAUGCAUUUUAUCGGAAUACAUAGAAAAUGUGGUUAAUUUUAUUAAUUCUGGGUAUAAUCAUUCUGGUUCCAUUAGUCUCAUUAAUUAUAUACAUUCAAUAUUGGCACAAUUAUUGGCGUUACAAAGACAUACCGCAUGAUCGGCCUCGACCUCUGCUGGAGAUAUUUAAAACACUCAGUAAACAUGGAAUCAAAGAGCAAGCGUUAAAAGAUUCUAAAUAUUAUACGGAGUUGUAUGAAAAAUUUAAAGGUUCAGGACCAUUUUGCGGUUUUUACCAUUUAUUGGAUACGCGAAUACUUAUAUUGGAUAACGGUCUCAUGCAUCAGAUAUUGGUAAAGAAUUUCUCCAAUUUUAAUGAACGUGGUUGUUAUUAUAAUAUAGCUGAAGAUCCUUUAUCGGCCGAUUUGUUCAGUUUUGGUGGUCAGGCCUGGCAAGAAAUGCGUCUAAAACUGGAAUCAUUGUUUCACGAAACAAAAUUGAGCAGCUAUCAGAAAGUUAUGCAAAGAGAAAGUGGAAAGUUAGUAAAAAUGUUAAAUAAGCAGAAGGAAGAUCUUUUAAUUGACAUGAAAACUUUCUUACAUCACUAUGCAUUGAGCACUGUGGCAAGUUUGGUGUUCGGUUUGGAUGAUGAAAAAUGGCUGCGGAAAUAUCCUUUGGAAACCUUUGAUCAUAUGACGCAUUUGGCUUUGCAUACACGGCGUCAUGAUCCCUACUUAAGUGCUCUAAUGCAAAGGUAUCCAAAUAUUUUUAGGCGCUUCGGUUUUGCCACCACACCCUUAAAUGUACAAAACUAUUUCCAUGCUCUGUUAAGUGAGGUGGUAAGCGAAAGGGAAACAUAUAGUGAAAUGAAAGAAGAUUUGCUGCAAAAUUUGCUUUCUAUCGUAACCCAAGAACUGCAUACACAUGAAAUGGAUAAUUUGAGAGAUUCUCGGGACUUAAAAAAACAUUUGUUAAAUGAAUUGGUGGCACAAGCUUUUACCUUUGUAAGGGCGGGUUUGGAGCCCACUGAGAAAACUUUGACUUAUAUAUUGUACGAGUUAGCUAAAGAUUUGGUUCUGCAGCAGCGUGUAAGAGAGGAAAUAUUAAAGCAGCGAGAAGCCAGUGAAGACCUGUGCAGCUAUGACUACGUCCAAUCUUUAAAAUUGCUUAAAUUAAUUAUAAAAGAAACUCUACGUCUUCAUCCGAUUACACCCUAUUUGAUACGUCGUACACUUAGCGAUUAUACGGUUCCUAAUAAUCCCGUUUAUUUAAUUCCAAAGAAUACUUACGUCAUUGUACCUGUACAAGCCAUACACCAAGAUCCAUGUUUUUACAUUCAGCCGAAACUUUUUAAUCCAGAACGUUUUAAUGCCUCGGAUGAUGAUAUGGCUGGAGGAAGUCUGCUGUGGUUCGGUUGUGGCAUGGGUCCACGAAAUUGCGUUGGUUGGCAAUUUGCUCAGCUGCAGAUAUUAACACUUGUAACCUUUCUCUUAAGUGAAUAUGAAUUUAGUUUAGAUAUUCAUCAACAGUUAAGUGAUGACUCUUUAGAGACUCUGCCUUUGAAAAUCAAAUCGUUAAAGCGACGCUCAGAAUAUGUGGAAUAUGUAGACGGCGUAGAAUCGCUGGUUGAAUAGAAUAUCACUCUUUUUUCAAUUGAAAAAGCUUUGAGUAUAAAAAAAUUAUAUUUAAAUCAAUUAUCUUCUUAUCGGAAAAUUGUCGCAAAUAUGUUCAUUACGUUGCUCAUUACAUUACUGGUCAUUAUGUGCUUGGCCGCUUAUCUGAAACUGAAGAAUAUAUACAGUUACUGGACUAAACUCGGAGUGCCUCAUGAAAAGCCUUUGUUUUUCUUGGGCAACAUGAAAGGAGUAGGGUACACUUACCAUUGGACUGAAAUUAAUCGAAGGGUUUAUACAAAAUUUAAAGACUUCUCACCAAUUGCUGGUCUUUAUACUUUUUGGACGAAGGCAGUAAUCAUUAUGGAUUUGGAUCUAAUUAAAAAUAUAUUAAUUAAGGAUUUUCAAUACUUCAGCGAUCGCGGUAUUUUUCAUAAUGAACGAGAUGAUCCUCUCACUGGAAAUUUGUUGUUUUUAGAUGGCGAUGCUUGGCGAGUGCUUAGACAAAAGAUUUCUCCAGUCUUUACCAGAGGUAAAGUGAAAUUCAUGUUUUCUACUAUCGUUAAAGUCGCCGAAAGAUUGGAGCACGCUUGUGAUAAUAUAGUCACUAAGGGAGAAAAUCAAGUCGAGACGAAGGAUUUAUGUGCUCGUUUCACAACAGACGUGAUUGGAGAAUGCGGAUUUGGCAUUGAGUGCAAUAGCCUAGAGGAACCUAGGGCUGAAUUUCGUGAAAUGGGACGUAAUGUCUUCGAAAAGCCUCGUCAUUCGAUGUUAAUUCAAACGUUCAUGUUUACUAAUCCCGAUCUGGCACGCCAGUUAAGAAUGAAACAUUUCCGUAACGACACUAGCGAAUUUUUUAUGAGAGUUGUUAAGGAAACAAUAAAGCUUAGGCAAGAAAACCAAAUAAAACGUAAUGAUUUUAUGGAUUUACUUAUUGAGCUGAUGGAGAAGAGGGAAAAGCUGUUAAAACAAGGCCAACUCAUAGAAGAUGAUGAUAUGGCUAGUGGUUUAACCUAUGAACAAGUAUGCGCUCAAGCAAUGGUUUUCUUUUUGGCCGGAUUUGAUACUUCUUCGGCAGCAAUGGCGUUUUGUUUGUAUGAACUGGCCUUAAAUCCGGAUAUUCAAAGGAAACUACGAGAGGAAAUCUUGAAAGUGUUAGAAAAAUACAAUUCUCAGAUAACCUAUGAGAGCUUAAAGGAAAUGACUUAUUUGGAACAAGUUUUCAACGAAACACUGCGCAAAUAUCCGGUGGUUCCUCAACUGGCACGAGUAUGUUUGAAGGAUUAUUGCUUGCCGAAUAGUGAUGUGAUUCUCGAAAAAGGAUUGCGUAUAAUUAUACCCAUUGACGCUAUACAUAACGAUCCUGAAUAUUUUAAGGAGCCUGACAAAUUUAAUCCAGACCGUUUUUCUUCUGCUGCAAUAGCGCAACAACAUCCUGCUCUUUCGUUUAUUCCGUUUGGUGAAGGGCCUCGCAAUUGCAUUGGUAUGCGUUUUGGUAAAUUGCAAGCGCAAAUCGGUUUAAUCAUGAUGUUAAGAAAAUUUCAAUUUUCAACCACUUCUAAGACAAAAAUUCCUUUGCGUUAUUUUAAAAGAAGUUUCCUGCUAUCGCCAGAAUCUGGGAUAUAUUUGAAGAUUGAAAAACUUCAUUGAAGUAAUCGAAUAUUUAUGGAAGCGAUUAAAUUUGGAUUAAAUACAUAAAAGUCUAUGUGAAGAUAAAACAAGUCAAAACAAUAUAGUGCAGCACGGCCGACCAUACAUCAUCUCUCAUAAAACAGUUAUUCAUAAAAUGAAUUUUCAAAAUGAACCUUUAUAAGGAAAGUGGUCAAAUAUAUAAUACGGUCCUAACGCAUUUCAAUAUCGCUCGUCCUUUGUCCAAAACGGACGGACAGACAAGCUCAAAUCGAUGCACAAAGUGAUUCUGAAUUGAUCGGUUUAAUAAAAUGUGAGUCUAUCUCACGUCCUUCUGAAUAUUGAAUGCUUACGCGUACACCUACGUACAUAUUCUUUUACCAUAAGUGACGUAGGGUACAAAAAUAAUGACUAUAAUGAUGACUAGUAAUAAUAUGAUUUUAUAAAUACUCCAGAAGGUUGGAAUACAAUAAUUACGUUAUAUUUUAAUUCCAACUAUGCUAAAAGAAAUUCCGCACUUUGAAGUUGCUCGACUCGUUACAAGUAAAGCAUAAAAGUAAGUAUUAAGAUAGAAAUUGACAUGAAGAGGUAACUUUCUGCAUUUUUCUGAGAAGAUUUCAUCGCGAGACUAAAAUAUUUGGAAAUUUACUUAUCUUCAGUUCCAUUCAGGUUUUUCGUUAUUCGUAGAAUUUUGCUGACGUACCGAAUCGCGUUCGGUCUCUUAAUCUUGGUGACAUUCAAAAUUCUUCGAACCCAAGAGCGAUUAUUUCAGAUUGCCCCAGAAACUGGUAUUAACCUAUGGUAUGUACGUUUACUUUAUGGGGAUCCAAAUGGUUUUGACUUUGUAUUAUAAUUGCAAUAUAUGUAGCAUUGUAGUUUUGCUAUUUCAUAAUUAAAAGCUUUAAUCAAUACCGGUCCUACUAGUAUUUCGCUCUUGCAUACAAAGUUCAAAACAAAUUAUUUUAGUAUGAGCGAUUGUAACUUAACCAACGAGAUUUUUCUCUUAUAUCUCUCAGCACCGCUACUGUUCGCGUUUUUUUUCUAUUUUGGUGUGAAAAUCAGGCAACUUUUCCUGUUUUACAAAAUUGUUAGCAGCCGUGGACGAAAAGUGAGUCUAUAUAAAAACAAUUUAAAGCUGAUAUAAGCAGUAUGAGGGAACCUCUUUGUACUGAAACCU
Messenger RNA from Glossina fuscipes, 4430 nucleotides. RefSeq lists its product as uncharacterized. Gene Ontology annotation, molecular function: monooxygenase activity; heme binding; iron ion binding. The record is from RefSeq and is a predicted model, not a curated record. NCBI's taxonomy places the organism in Eukaryota, Metazoa, Arthropoda, Insecta, Diptera, Glossinidae. The transcript is spliced from 6 exons.